This is a messenger RNA of Ectocarpus sp. CCAP 1310/34, 1813 nucleotides long. The record is from the annotation of a GenBank genome assembly. Lineage: Eukaryota; Phaeophyceae; Ectocarpales; Ectocarpaceae.
UUCUUCCCCGCCCCCUUUCAAGCGCGCGACAAAGCGGGGACAGCGAGGGCGGCACGUGUAUCACGAGGCAAGUCUACUGCAAUUUGACGUGUCCAUCUGCUUUGUAGGAAAGGCGACAACCUCAACACACCAACGCCACCGUCGGCAUCCCCCUUUAGACUGUGCACACAGUCGGCGUCGGCAGCUUCUAGGUGGCAUCGAGAUCUCGCAUAGCUUCGCUCACUCCAUCGCUUCGCUACAAUGGCGCCCCCCGCAGGGAGGGGGGGAGGGGGGGCGAGGGGCCACCGGGCCCCUGGAGGAUUCAGAGGCGGCGCCCCUCGACCACCCCCACCGCGACCCCCAGCCCCAGCUGGGCAGUUCUUUGGGGGUCCCGGGGUACGGGCGCGGUAUGGUGGGGGCCACGGUGGUACUCGAGGGCCGUUGGGGACGACGUGCUGCUGCUGGGUGGUUCUUUGUACGGCAGCCUUUGUGAUCGUGGUAACCGUGGGCAUCAUGCUCAUCGAGUCUCUGGAGGAGUGUUCUACGUCGACCUCGGAUUCCGAGAACUCCAACUGCAUCGCGUACGAGGUGGGACUUGCCGUGGGGGCCGGUGUUGUCGUCCUGUGUUGUUGCUGCUGCUGCAUGCGGCCAAGUGAGGAAGGAUACCAGCCGAUCGACGGCUCAGCGUCGGAGAGACAGUACAUGCUCGCGACGGAGGCACCGCUUCCCCAGUAUGUGCACGGCAACUGAAUCCCCUCUCUCGAUCCCUUGACGUCGACACCACGGACUACGGAGAAACGAAGUCCAUACGCAGAUGUUGAACGAAAAGCUGAUCAAGAUCAUCGACGAAGGGUAGUAGCGCAUCCACGGGGCUGCUGCUCUGCUGUGUGCUAGGAGUGAGGGCCUCGGAACGAAAGGCCGAAGUCCCUGCACCCUUUUUGCGGUGUGCCACGCAGCAACUGCUUUUGUUGUUUGUAUGUUGCCCGAAGUCAAUGUCGCCCUGAGUUUAUAUCGAAUGCAUUCCAUUGACUUGUGGCGUUCCACUUACCUUGCACCCUACUUCUCAGGGCAGCGAUAGGCCAUACUGCUGUACAUACUUUACGAUAGGCUAGGGAAAUUUUUUUGAGCCACUUUUGACAACGUACUUCGUUCUGCUGGAACAACAAUGAUGCGUCCUCGCGCGGACGUGCGGUCAAUGGUCUCACCGCUAAGGCAUCCGAAACAUGAGGAGAGAAAGUACGCCCUCCCCCUCCGCGCGCACAAGCAUUUAAUCAACAAGGCCCUCUCCCCCCCCUCGCCUCGAAUCUCAAACUAUCUGCUGAUUGUGGCCCAUGAAUCACCCCCCACCUUCCUGAGUUCUUAUCUUGCAGCGCCGCGUUUGGGGCUCCGUUCUUGUCUGUAUACGCGUUGGUACACCGUAAGGGCGGGUUGUUUGGGGAUACUCAGCACUCGAUACUGAUCUGCGGAGAUCUAUGGGGUUUCGUGUAUCAUUGUGGCAUUUAUCUGUAGAGGGGCGAUCCCCCUUCUGCGUGCAUGUGGGCUUGCAUGCCGGGCGCACUCGUUAAUGAUACAAGGUCUUGAAUCAACCUUCUCGUGCCUGCGAUUGUAACUACCGAUAUAUAAGGAAAUCUGGGGUUUGUGGAGCGGGAUUGAAUCGUACAGAGCGGCUAGGAAAGAAAUUGCGGGGAAGUUUUUUAGGGGAAACGGACAAGCAAGGGGGUUGAUGACGUAGUGGAGUACAAUACAGCCGCUACUCCUGUGCGGCGAAAAGGGCGAUCUACCGUACGAGUAUUGUCCACCACGCGUUAUUUAGGCACAAGGACCUCGGUUGGGU